AUGGCCCGAAUGGAUCCAAGCUAUACCGGGUCGCUACACACACCUGAAAUCGGCACCACCAACGCUGCGCCUCAGCAGACGCCGAUAGUGCCUCAGCAGAAUGGGAACCUGCCCCGUUAUACCGGUCCAGCUGUAGCCACUACAUCUCCGCAGACGCCAACAGUGCCCCAUCACAGCGGAGUUCCGCCACAUCCUACUGGUACUACCAACCCUACACCCCAGCAGGGGCCGGGAGCGCCUCAUCAGAACGGAGCCCUGCCACCCCCACCUGGUCUAGGUGUGGUCACUCCACCCUGGAUGAAGCGCAAGUUCGACGAUACAGAGGGAAACCCCUCUGUGGACGCUGAACAGCAGGCCGCAAUGGGAGAUGCUAUCGCAAAUGCGGAACACGACAGCUUCAGUACGCACGCUGCUGAUUCCACCACGCCACUGGAGCCAGCACCAAAGCGACAAAAGACCGAGGCCAACGCUGAUGAAGCUGAUACUGAUGUUGGGGUAACACCUGGCAACCACCCCAAGUGA
Molecule: messenger RNA, 522 nt
Organism: Alternaria ventricosa
Lineage: Eukaryota; Fungi; Ascomycota; Dothideomycetes; Pleosporales; Pleosporaceae
Exons: 2
Coding region: 1-522 (173 amino acids)
Source: RefSeq, a predicted model, not a curated record